Messenger RNA from Nicrophorus vespilloides, 333 nucleotides. RefSeq lists its product as uncharacterized. Bases 75 to 260 code for a protein of 61 amino acids. The record is from RefSeq and is a predicted model, not a curated record. NCBI's taxonomy places the organism in Eukaryota, Metazoa, Arthropoda, Insecta, Coleoptera, Silphidae. The transcript has 3 exons.
ACACUGGCGUUUGAAGAAAUACCAUUUACCAGUUAAUUAUCAAAUGAAAAUUUUCGAACUUUUCUGGACGAAACAUGGAUUUGCUAUGGUCCAUAGCCCAAGAAGCUUGGAGACUGAAUAGAUUUCAAAGAUAUAAAGCAGGUGAAGAAGAUGUGGAGAUUGAUUCAGUUGAUGAACAAUUAUUUCUCACAAAAUCUGAACGCCAUGAAAGGAGGAAAAGGAUCAAUGCUAUUUUGAGGAGAAUGAGGAAACCUUCUUAAAGAUUAAUUAAUAUUAUUAAAAAAAAUAUACAAUCCUCGAUUCAUUAGUAUUUUUCAUAAACAUACUUGUAAA